CAGGAAGCUAUUCAUGCGAUUUGUUACACGAAUUUGACCUUUAACCUUUGAUAUUAGCUUUACCCUUGGCAGUUUUGGGGUUAUAUAUGCACUGCUGACUUUGCCUGACAUACUAACAUUAAAACUAAUUAACUUCAGCGACUAAUUCGAUUAGAAAGAGCAAAGGUAACAUUUUUCACAUUUUUGCAUGGAAAUGAACUUUGACCUUCAAUAAUCAGGGUUGACCUUGACUUUUUGCAGUAAGAUUUGUAUUUCUGACUUUGGCUGAUACAUACACAUUACAUAAAUAAAGCUGGGUGACAUUUUUUGGUGAUUUUUUACAUAAAUUUGACCUUUGACCUUGAAUAUCAAGUUUGCCCUUAAUUCCUUUUUGGUUAAUUUCUUAUUGUUGUCAUUGUUUGACACAUAUAGAUUUACUGAUAAUCAGAUAUUACGGUAAUUAAACAGAGUGAAAAAACUGGUGGACGUUAACUUUACCCUACCCCCUGAUAUUUUUACAAGUGAGUUUUAACUCCCCUAUCACAAACAUAAAUGAACAAAAUAUAGAUAGGCACGGCUUUGACACUUAAGAAAUGGAUUUUCACUGAGGAUAUGAAAUAUUGUUUCCAAAAAAGUAUAAACUUCUUUUGGCCUCAAUUGUUGCAAUAAAAGUCCGCUAGCUCUCGGGCCAUAUGGAGAAAUUCUACGCCUCAAGCGAGGUUUUGGAUCAAAUGAAAGAUAGUAAAUUGACAGUUAUAAGAACUUUCAUUCACAUUAUGAAAGAGCAUUAGUGCCAGAUGCGUUUUAUUUAUUAACUUACUUAAGUCGAAAUUGUGAGAUACUAACUCGAAAUUUCGGGUUACUAACUCGAAAUUUCGAGACAUUUAGUUCGAAAUUUCAAUAUACUAACUCGAAAUUUCGAGUUAAUAAGUCAAAGGAACUCGAAUUCUGAGUUAAUAACACGAAAUUUUGACUUCGUAUCUUGCCCUUUUAUCCGCAAAAUUUGAACGUCUGACCGUCUGUCAAAGGCCAUAAAUGUAAUGGACGACUUUUGACUUUUCAUAUAUUGUACCCAAAAUGUAGCGACUUGAAUAUAAACAACCAUACAUCAAUGUAUGACCUACCUCAUAGCCGGUAGAGCUCAGUGACUCCAGAUUUCAAACUGUGUCCAGGAUAUAUACCUAUAUUUAUAUGUACAGUAUUUUCAGGAGGUAGGGGCUCGAACUAGGUCGAAAACCUUCCAGAUAUUGUCAAAAUAGUGAAAUAUUCUAAGUCUGAAUACUUCCCGGUUACCUCUUACAUUGUAUGACCUCUCCUUAAAAUUUAGAUCAAACCAGGUACCCUUUCUUGGUCAGACUCAUUACUACACGUUCAUGUAGAGUAUGUAUAUAUUUCCUUGCCAUAUAGGCUCAAACUAGGUCGAAAGCCCUCUAGACUUGAGCAUGGUUUAAAUAGUGAUAUUUUAUGAGCAAACGCUGCACGGUCAUCUUAAUCAUAUGACCCUGUUGGGUUACCCGAUGGAUACGCAAGGUAACUAAUCUUGGCAGAACCUAUACAUCAAUGUAAACUAUUGUAGUUAGUAUACUAACUCGAAAUUUCGAGAUACGUAACUCAAAAUUUCUAGAUACAUAACUCAAGUUUUCGACUUAAUAUCUUAAAAUUUCAAGUUAACAAAUAACAUACACCUUGCACUUUUUGCUCUUCCGUACUACAUUAUAGAAAUGUUGCAAAAAAAAAAGAUGUCAUGAAACCUGUACUUAACCCCUAGAGACUUUUCAGAACUUGAUUUAAGUCCAUGAAGUCUUGCAAAACCCAAACACAGGAUCUAUUUUUCUCAGUAUAUCUUGAUGUUUUUGAAAAACCGUGGAUUAAUCAAAUUCAAUAUUGAUUUUGACCUAAACAUGCAGGGUGACUUUAAAUAAUGCUAUGUUAUUUGCAAUGGCUUAGUGUAACGUAUACUUUGUUCAUUGCAUUAGCCUUGUCCUUCUUGUUCGCAUUUGCAUAGUUUUUAACUUUUCACCUGUCAAACGUACAACAUCUUAGAUUCCACGACUACAGCAAAAUCUACAGCUAGCAAAACUAGCACAAUUUACACACCAAUGUCAACAAAAUCAACGACUACAACUUCUACAACAAAUUCAAUGACAGCUUCGGCGACCACUUCCACAGCAGCAGAGACAAUAACCACCCCUAUAACUGCAACUACUAUGCCCCCUACAACAACAACAAGUAAGAGUUUAGAAACAAGAACUAUGACUCCAUCAACUACAAUGACAACACCAAGAACUACAACAAUGUUUACAACAACUCCGUCAUUGCCAACAACAACAACAACAAAAACAACAACGAUGACUAAACCUAAAACAACUUUGUCAUCUGAUGAUCAUACAUUAAGUAUUUUAGCGAUAGCAUUAGAUGGAGUAGCUGUCUUUCUGAUACUGAUGUUGAUUGUCGGAAUUAUAUUGUACAGAGUGUGUAGAAGGAAUAGACCAACAACAACGCCUUAGCCAGUCAAACGAAUCGGAACCUUCAUCUGCCCCAAAGCAGCAUGCAUGGGUUUCACUUUAAAUGAAGGAAAAAAGAAUAAACGGUCAUCAUUCAUCAGUCUGAAUACAAGCACAAUAUAUUUUUACUUUUAUAGCUGACCUGAUUAUAGAAACAAUGCCUUAUCACGCAACUAACACCACUAUUUCAAUGAGACCUCGCUGGACUUCCAUGAUAGAAGGCACUUCACCACUUCGACAUGACAUACCAGUAUAAGAAUUCUAACCGUCCAUAUAUUCACUUAGGCUUGCUAUAAAACAGUUACCUAUAUUCUACAAUAACUGACGCUAUGCCUACAGGCUAAAGUUUGAUAAUGUCACGUAUAAAUAUUACUUUUGAUAAAACAGUGAUGAAGUAGAAAUAGUCUAAGCAAGAAGUGAGAUUUCUUGAGAUCUGGAACAAACAG
Molecule: messenger RNA, 2929 nt
Organism: Mercenaria mercenaria
Lineage: Eukaryota; Metazoa; Mollusca; Bivalvia; Venerida; Veneridae
Product: integumentary mucin C.1-like
Exons: 3
Coding region: 2079-2486 (135 amino acids)
Source: RefSeq, a predicted model, not a curated record